Messenger RNA from Triticum turgidum subsp. durum (durum wheat), 1281 nucleotides. The record is from the annotation of a GenBank genome assembly. NCBI's taxonomy places the organism in Eukaryota, Viridiplantae, Streptophyta, Magnoliopsida, Poales, Poaceae.
AUGCACUGGCCUGGUAGCAAUUUGCGGGAGAAAGCUCUGGACAAUGUCAUGAAACAUAUAAAGUACGAGGAUGAAACAACUCAAUACAUAUGCAUUGGUCCUCUAAAUAAGAUGUUGAAUAUGAUUUGUUGCUGGGUAGAAGAUCCAAACUCAGAGGCAUUCAAACUCCAUAUUGAAAGAAUAUAUGAUUUCUUAUGGGUCGCCAAAGACGGCAUGAAGCUGAAGUCUUACAAUGGCAGCCAACUAUGGGACACAGUUUUGACAGUUCAAGCUAUAUUUGCUACUGGCCUGACAAAAGAGUUCCCCCAUGCAAUAAAACUUGCCCAUGACUAUAUAAAAAGUUCACAGAUUCAUGUGAAUUUUCCUGGAGAUCAAAUUGAGUGGUAUCAUCAUAUAACUAAAGGUGGAUGGACACAUUCAACUGCUGACCAUGGGUGGCCAGUAUCAGACUGUACUGCAGAAGCAUUGAAGGUUAUAUUGAUGUUGAUUAAGCUUCCUCCUGAAUUGGUUGGCGAGCCUAUGGAAAGAAGCAAGCUUGAUGAUGCAGUCAAUAUUCUAUUGUCUUUGAUGAACGAUGAUGGUAGUUUUGGUGCAUAUGAGCUAACAAGAUCUUAUGAAUGGCUUGAGUUGCUCAAUCCUUCUGAGAGCUUUGGGGAUGUAAUGAUCGAGCAUUCGUAUGUUGAGUGUACAUCAUCAGUAAUUCAGGGUCUAGUGUUAUUUAGAGAAAUGUACCCCAAACAUUGUCGCAUGGAAGAGAUAGAAAAUUGUAUCCAAAAGGCAGCUGACUACAUUGAGAGCAUCCAACGGAGCGAUGGAUCAUGGUAUGGCUGCUGGGCUAUUUGUUUCACCUAUGGUACAUGGUUUAGUGUGAGAGGAUUGAUUGCUGCUGGCAGAACGUACAAGAACAGCCAAGCAAUCAGAAAAGCAUGUGAAUUUCUGCUAUCCAAGGAGCUUCUCCCAUUAGGGGGGUGGGGAGAAAGUUACCUCUCCAGUCAAAACAUGGUUUACACCAAUCUUGAAGGCAACCGGCCUCACGCGGUCAACACCAGUUGGGCCAUGUUGGCCCUAAUUGAUGCCGGACAGGGUCAAAGAAAUCCUGCACCUUUACAUAGGGCGGCCACGGUUCUUAUCAACUUCCAGUCGGAGGAUGGAGAGUUCCCUCAGCAAGACAUUAUUGGAGUUGCCAACCGCAACCUUAUGCUCACUUACGCCCAAUACAGGAACAUCUUCCCUGUCUGGGCUCUUGGAGAGUACUACCGUAGAAUGGUGCUCACAACAUAA